AUGUCAAUUGUUACUACUACUACUACUACUACUACUACUACUACUACUACUACUACUACUACUACUACUACUACUACUACUACUACUACUACUACUACUACUACUACUACUACUACUACUACUACUACUACUACUACUACUACUACUACUACUACUACUACUACUACUACUACUACUACUACUACUACUACUACUACUACUACUACUACUACUACUACUACUACUACUACUACUACUACUACUACUACUACUACUACUACUACUACUACUACUACUACUACUACUACUACUACUACUACUACUACUACUACUACUACUACUACUACUACUACUACUACUACUACUACUACUACUACUACUACUACUACUACUACUACUACUACUACUACUACUACUACUACUACUACUACUACUACUACUACUACUACUACUACUACUACUACUACUACUACUACUACUACUACUACUACUACUACUACUACUACUACUACUACUACUACUACUACUACUACUACUACUACUACUACUACUACUACUACUACUACUACUACUACUACUACUACUACUACUACUACUACUACUACUACUACUACUACUACUACUACUACUACUACUACUACUACUACUACUACUACUACUACUACUACUACUACUCUACUACUACUACUACUACUACUACUACUACUACUACUACUACUACUACUACUACUACUACUACUACUACUACUACUACUACUACUACUACUACUACUACUACUACUACUACUACUACUACUACUACUACUACUACUACUACUACUACUACUACUACUACUACUACUACUACUACUACUACUACUACUACUACUACUACUACUACUACUACUACUACUACUACUACUACUACUACUACUACUACUACUACUACUACUACUACUACUACUACUACUACUACUACUACUACACUACGAUACUACUCUAUAUAUACUACUACUACUAAUAUACUAA
This is a messenger RNA of Trichobilharzia regenti, 987 nucleotides long. The record is from the annotation of a GenBank genome assembly. NCBI's taxonomy places the organism in Eukaryota, Metazoa, Platyhelminthes, Trematoda, Strigeidida, Schistosomatidae.